AUUGGAGAGAGGGGAAAAAAGAAAUCCCACUUACAGACUUCCCUGUGAACAAGGACAGGACACCAUGCCUGGCCAAAAGACUGGACUCUUUGGAGAGAAGGUCACCGUUCACCAUGAAGCCACGGGUUAAUGCUGACCCCAAGGCCAAGGGGUUUGGUAUGUGCCCGUGCCUCCUGGCUGGACUGAGCAGGCUCCACACCAAGACACAAUAAAGGACACACUACAUUGUGUGAGAGGGCAAUUGAAGUCAAGGUGGGAGAGGAGCCACAGCCAAGCUUUUUUUUACUUUUUUACUUUUUAGCAGAAGGAAUCCAGGCAAAAAGGAUCUGGGCAGGCUUGGGACAUGUGCUCCUCUGCAAAGCAGAGGGAGACAGAAAGCAGCAGCAACCAGCAGGAUUGCUAUAGCUGUUCCCUUCUUUUGAAUGGAGAUCCUGGUGUAGCAACCCUGAGCUCGUACUAAGCCAUAUCCAUGCUGGGUCAAAACAACCCCUGAGGGAAGCAAUAAACUGCUCAUACAAAUCUCAUACCUUCCUUCUCUGCGGGCCGGGAGCUGUGGAUCAGUCCUGGCCUGCCCCAACCCUUACAGUCCUUACAGUCCUUACAGUCCUCGGCUUCUCCUGGUACUCACCUACAACUUGGUCAUAUAUGUCAUGUACAUCGUUCACCUGACUGGUGACGUUGGGAGAUGAUGCAUGAAGAGGGGAUGUGAAAUGGCACGUCCCAUCAGGCACGAAUGCCACCUCCAUUUGGCAAGAGGUGUGCCUGUGUCCUUUAAUAGGUGCCCACCGCACUAAAAAGACCAGUCAUCAUCAGCUGGGACAUUCUGACAAGAACCUACUCAUUAUGGGCAACUCUUAACUCCCAGCAGAGGCAGAGUCACUUAGCACACACUGCAAGAGAGCACCAGCACCAGCAGCAAGCAGGGCUGCUCACUGGACUGAAUAAAAAAAAAAAACAAGAUAAAGAAAAGGGUAAGGUGUGGAAGUUAUAGUUCUAAAACAGAUAGAGAAGAAGGUAGGCACAGCUGGAGCCCAGAAGAAGUUGGAGAAAGACUCUGCUGCUCAAGGUAUGCUCCCAACCUCCACGCACUGUGGAGGACUCGGGUGGGUGAUGCUUGGAGAAGUGGUCACACCGAAGCAACUCUCCUCAUUAAUCACUCAAACCCUAGGGGGGAUCCACUCAUUCACUGCUGGGUCUUCAUCAGCCCAGGCACAAGAGAUCUCCUGCAUGGGAGAGGGGAAUGGGACAAGAAGUUGGGUACCAGUGAUUUCACCACCUUCACAUCUUCAGACAGGAUAGAGAAGAGGACCACUGGGUCUUCUUUCUCUCGCUGUCAUUUUUUUCUCCCCAUCUCAUCUCUCCUUCGGUUUAAAUCAAAAUAUCCAUCUUUCUACUUCCUGCUCCUGUUAGUGAGGAGUCAUCUGAGCUGCCUCAAACACCUCCUUCCCCAAAAGACACUAGGAGACUGUUAACAAUAACGUUGCCCGUGGUGAGAUGCUGCUACAAGUACCCAAAGGCUGCGAGAGAACAGCAAACCAGAGCACUGGAGCUGGGUUUCUCCAGCAUCCAAGUCAUGACUGCAGCCCAUCACAAGGCAGUGUGCUGGGUUUGCGUGUGGUGGGGUUUUGAUAGCAGGGAAAGGGACUACAGAGGUGGCCCCUGAGAGAAGCUUCUCGAAAACUCCCCUGGCUCCAUGUCUGAGCCAAUUAGCGAUGGUGGCCACACCUCUGCAGUAAUGUAUUUAAGAAGGGCAACCCGAGAGGAGUUGGAGUUGUGAGGAGUUGCAAGGAGGACACUUCUGCAAACACCAAGGUCAGUGGAAGAAAGGGAGGAGGAGGAAGCGAAGAGGUUUGCUGGAGCAGUGACUCCCCUGCAGCCCAUGGUGAGAGGGCAGGGCCACCCCCCUGCACCCAUGGAGGUCCAUGGUGGAGCAGAUGACACCCACAGCCCGUGGAGGACCCCACACCGGAGCAGGGGCUGUGCCCAAAGCAGGCCAGGACUCUGUGGGAAGCCCCCGCUGUUGUAGUUCAGUGCUGGGAGGACUGCAACAUGUGGGGGGACCCAUGCUGGAGCAGGGGAAGGGUGUGAGGAGUGCUCCCCCUGAGGAGGAAGGAGCAGUAGAGACAACGGGUGGUGAGCUGACCGUAACCCCCAUCCUUUGCCCCUCCGUGCUGCAGCGGGGGAGGAGGGAGAGAAAUGGGGAGCAAAGCUGGGCCCAGGAGGAACAGAGGGAGUCUGUCUUUUGCCAGUGGCCAUAACAGGAUGGCUGGUUACUGUCCAGUGACAAAGGUCCUUGUAGCAGCAUCUCCGGCUGGAGCAGCCUGUGCACAGUUUGGGUGAUGCUGCAGCUGGAACCACCUGAGGAGGCUGUGGGAUGCCCAGAUCCUCCCCACAGCAUGUUCAUCAGCCCAUGGAGACAUGCAAGUGGUGCUUCUCCGUUGACUUUAGGCACAGCAGGAGCUCCUGGGGGAUCUUCAAGCCUAUCCCAAAGCUUCUGUAUCCACCAGCCAGGUGUUUUCCUUGGAUGGCAGCUGGGAUUGCAGUCCAUCAGUCAGUCCGACGCCUCGCUGCUGCAGGAAUGAGCUGGGGAGUACCUGGACCACCCUGGAACUGGAUGUCCGUUGUGUGCUCUGUGUGUGCUGGGGUGCAGCCCCGAUUCCCAGCCACCCCACAGUUACACCUGGGGGGCAAAACUGAAUUUUAUCCUUCUAUUACACUUACAACUUAAAUACUGUAGGUGUUGUUAGAGCAGACCCUGAGGAAGGGGUUGCUCUAGGCAGCUCUGGAGGGUUUCCAAGUGAUCCAGGGGGCGUUUCUAGGUUUUUCAGCCUGUUGCAGUGGCCAAGGGACACUUGCCUGUCCUGGCUGCCCCAUCGUUGACCUAGACUUUGGUGCUGCACAAAUUAAGGCCAAUAAACUGCACUGUGUGGGACCAGCAAGUCUACCCUUGCCUGCCUGACCUCAGGCAAGGCGAGGGACAGAUCCUGGUGUCCCAAGAGGGAGGGUGGCGGUGGGAGGGGGCAUCUCGGUGCAGGAACAGGGGUAGCACCGGCCCUGAAAACCGAGUGGCUCAAGUUUGGUGCAGGAGGGAAGGUAUGAAGAGCAGGUCUCCAGACAUCCAUCUGAGGGCAUUCCCUGCUUGGGCAGGACACUUUGCAUCAUUCCUCAGCUGCCAGGAAAGGUGGAUGGUGGUUAUGGACCGUGGCCAAGAGACUGGGGUGCAGACACCGAAUUUCACAAAGCCAUGGGCUGAUGCAAGCCCUCAUGGGUAAAUACAUGAUAACUGUGUAGGAAAAGCUAACUGCAGAGUCAGGGCGAGAUUGGCGGAUGGAGCAGCAUGGUUUUAGAUCCGCCCUGUUCUGGUGACUGGGGCCAACCGGGGAAUCGGCCUGGGGCUUGUCUGGCAUCUCCUGGGGAUGCCAAAGCCACCCAAGUGGGUGUUUGCGACUUGUCGGGACCCCAAGGGACAGCGAGCGCAGAAGUCACCGACCCCGCCAGCAUCCAGGCGGCUGCAGCCAGAGUCGGGGAGCACCUGGGGGGCUCAGGGCUGAACCUCCUCAUCAACAACGCUGGCAUGGCCAAGGUGAGCUCGCUUGAUACCGAGACGCCGGAGAACAUGAUCCACGUUUACACCACCAACAUGGUUGGGCCCCUGCUGCUGGGCCAGGCGUUCCUGCCCUUGCUGAAGAAGGCAGCCCAGGGUAGCCUGGGCUCAGCGCUGAGCUGCAGCAAGGCAGCCAUCAUCAACAUGUCCAGCUCUGCAGGCUCCAUUGAGGAAAUCUAUUUAUGGAAUCACGGACAAGUUGUCUCGUACCGCUGCAGCAAGGCUGCUCUGAACAUGCUGACCAAGUGCCAGUCCCUGCGGUACCGGGAGCACGGCAUCCUCUGCGCUGCUCUCCACCCCGGCUGGGUGCAAACCAACACGGGGAACUCCGUCGGACACGCGCUAGGUGUUUCUCCUGAUUUUCCAGGAGAGGGAUUUGGCUGCCCUGACCCCUGACCACAACCUCCCUGCCUGCCCCAUCCCUGCCUGGGCAGUUCCCCCUGCCCUGACCCCACGUUCCUGGUGCCCUCCCAUCCCCUCGGCUCCCUUUCUGGGGCUGGCAGCUUUCCCCUUGCCCUCAAGCAGCUCCUGCCCCUGCCCCCGGCUGCUCCAGGGCAGCCCUUAGCCAGUCUUUGGGCACAGGCUGCCUCUCCCCCUUUGCCCCGCAGCCCCCCACGACGGUGGACACCAGCGUGCAAGGGAUGCUGAAGGUGCUCUCCUCCCUCUCCGAGAAGGACACUGGCACCCUCCUGGACUGGGAAGGGAAGGUUGUGCCCUGGUGAGAUGCCAGCCCAGCCUCCUGGCAGCGGGGCCCGGGGCCGCUGCUCCCACCUGCCCCACGUCCUCAAUAAACCCCUGUCUGAGAA
Molecule: messenger RNA, 4410 nt
Organism: Tyto alba (common barn owl)
Lineage: Eukaryota; Metazoa; Chordata; Aves; Strigiformes; Tytonidae
Product: C-factor-like
Exons: 8
Coding region: 3338-4000 (220 amino acids)
Source: RefSeq, a predicted model, not a curated record